GGCAGAAAGCGGAGAGAUCGGUCUCGGUUUUAUUAUGCUCAAUUUGAUCAGUAUUUGUCAAUAUAACCGGUCGGACUCAUGGUGAAGAGAAAGAAGACGUCGCCUACUAGCGAAGAGCACGAAAAUGGCAUGACACAGGGCUCCAGGGAGGGGAUCGGUGUCGAUGGGAGGAGGAAUCCGUCCAGAAAGCCCGAAGGUUGCGACGAGGAGGAGAGCGGAGAGCAGGCGAGCGAGGAGCGCAGUACAAAGGGAGACGACGGAGUGGAAAUUCUUAAUCCAUCAACCACGGCUCUCAGCCCCGGUUCAGCUCCGGUUCUCCCCGCAUCUCCGCCGAACCGAGCCGGGCUUGGCUCAGUCCAGCACUCCCAGACCUUAACGGAGCCCGCCCCUCCGUGUCACGACCAGCAUCAUUUUCUCCGAUCAAGCGUUAGACCUCCGAGCAAACGGAUCCGGAAGGAUUCAAUCGGCUCGACCAUCAAUGGACAUGGCGGGGCAAAAUCGAAAGGGGCAGAGAAUGGCUCUUCCUCCCAGGGGACAGUGGGACAGUCGGGGCCUGUGGCCGGCUCCACAGGGGGAGUGUCGAAGGCCUCCAAGGGCCAAGGGUCUGCUGAGAAGGAGGAGCAAGCUGGUAACCAGAAGCGGGCCCGUCGGCAGUGGGAGUCUUGGAGCACAGAGGACAAAAACAGCUUUUUCGAGGGGCUGUACGAGCACGGGAAGGAUUUCGAGGCGAUCCAGAAUAACAUUGCAAUGAAGUACAAGAAAAGAGGCAAGCCAGCCAACAUGGUGAAGAACAAGGAGCAGGUUCGCCACUUCUACUACCGGACCUGGCACAAGAUCUCCAAACAUAUCGACUUUGCCAAUGUUUACUCCAGGGUGCUGAAGAAAUCCUCCCAAGAACUGUACGGCCUCAUCUGCUAUGCAGAGCUCCGCAAAAAAGUUGGAGGAUUAAUGGAUGAUAAGAACGUGGCAAAGCUGAACGAACUAAUCCAGCAAGGGGCCACGACUGUACGCUCCAAAGGGAGGAACUUGCGUAUCAAAGCGCCCAUGUGCCGAGCACUGAAGAAACUCUGUGACCCAGAUGGAGUGAGUGACGAGGAGGACCAGAAGCCGGUGCGUCUCCCCCUGAAGGUGGCAGUGGAGCUCCAGCCUCGCAGUAAUCACUCCUGGGCUCGCGUUCAGAGUCUAGCCCACAACCCUCGUCUCAGGAUGGUGGUGGAGCUCCACAGGAAAGUCUCCAGCCUCAUUGAGUAUCUGAAACAGAAGUGGGCGUACCAUGACCAGCGGAUUCUUAAGAGUCUCAUGGAGAGGGAGGCUCUGGAGGGCGGCCAGUCCAGCACAGCCUCUCCCAGCAAAUCCCAGCAGGAGGAGCUCUUUCUUUUCCCGGCUGAGAGCAGCACUUUGACCACGCUGCCUGGUGUGGCGCGUGUUGUUCACUCCAAGGCCUCCUGCACUGUACACUGGCUAGAAAGUGGCAAGAACCGGCCGAACGCCAAGGAAUUGCCAGCUGCUCAGAUACUGGGAAUUCACACGGCUCCACCAGUUCGGACUGGGGCUAAAUCUGGACGAGCGGGUGCGGCAGCUGCAGCUGCUGGUGCUGGUGCUGGCGGUGCUUUAGUGACUGUAUUGGGUGAAGGCAGACGAACUGAGUCCCUUAACCUCGAGCCUUCACAAGACUGUUCCACAAAAGCAGAGGAGAAGAGACCUCAGUCUGUUUCAGUCCCUGUUUCCUCUCAGCAGACUCCCAUGGAAGAGGGAGCUGGGACGGGACCCUUUGAAGGGGGAAAGACUUGUACUGGUGUGGAGACCAGUGGUGGUUUAGCAGUGGAGAAGUUGUGUAGUGGUACAGAAAGCUCAUCGGAGCAGUGCAAAGAGGAGCAGAACACCAUCACCUCCUCCCCAGAGGCCAACCAGACUCCCCCAGCCAAAGCUCCAGUGUCUGGCUCAGAGGAGGGGAUGUCUGCACCAGCAGCCAAAGAACGGGCUGUAGAGCAGAUCAGGGGGGAGGGCUGGAGCGCCCGUGACGCAGAGAACGUCACCCUGGCUGAGCUCUACCUGAUGUUCGGGAAGCCUGGCAAGCUGCAGCUGGAGUACGAGUGGCAGCCCAUCGCAGUUCCUUUCAGCAACGAGGAAAACGGACAGGCCAUGGCACAGAUCAAACCCAACAGGACACACCGCGUUCUGCGCUGUCUACUCAAGCUGGUCGCCACUGAGGUCAAUCCUAAACCUUUGGCUCCAGAGCUGUGCUCCACAGCCACAUCACCACUCAAGAACCAGCAAGAGGAGCAAAACCAGGCCGUCACACCUCCGGGGAAGGGUCCCAUAGCAGGUGUUCGAAGCCCCAACUGUGGCCGGCAGCAGGCUUCUGUCCGAGGGGCCCGGUUACACCUGCCAAAUGCUGGAGUCUCAGGCGGGCGCAACCUCCCUCGCUCGCUGCUGGGGUCAACGGCGGGCAGCGAGGCAGAAAGCGGUGUGUUUGCGGUUCCCACAACGCUGCCCCCCAACAGCACGCGGCACAACAGAAUGUUCUCCCCUAACAAAGAGGCUGAGCUCGCUCUCAAACAGCAGCUCGACUCGAUCAGUAUGCAGUCAGAUCUUUUCCUUUCACGACAGAGAAAACCUCGAAACAGACAGCUUCGGAAACCACUUGUAGUUCAGCGAACACUCCUACCCCGAACUACAGGAGACACUCCUCAGCAUGUCUGCUCCUUCUCCAUCCUCUCCAACUCCUCUGCCACAGGAACUGGAUCUUUCCGGCCAAUCCACACUCGCCUGGCUCCUUCUUCCCGCCCCCUCCUGUCUAAAACUUCCCCGGCAGCCACCAGCUCUGCAACGGCCAGCCAGCUUUCCAGUGCCAUUGACCUGGCAGCUAAGUCUGCAGGAAUCAUCCCUGGCAGUCCCCGCCGGGAGCUGAAUUCUCCUGCUGUCGAUAACAGCGCCCUGCUGGCCACCACACCCAUUGUUGAUGCUGAAGCAGACUCUCCACUCCUCCAGGACAAUGUCCCAGAGAAUGGUCAACCUCCACCGUCUCCUGGGGUGACAGGUGGUGGGGACUCUCUCCUCUCUCCACCCAGUGUCGCCUCGCUCCUGGACAUCUCUCUCCCUGGCCCCCCUGAAGAAGCUCUGGCCCCUGGAGAACCUCAGACACACAUCAGCGACUCAAUUAUAGAGCUUGCCAUCAACUCUGCCCACUACGGUGAGGAGGCCACUCUCUCUCCAGCCAAGCUGAGCAACAACGACGGCUCCAAACUGUUGACCUCGUCUCCCUCGGUCAGCCCGUCCAGAGGCUGGAUCCCAUCGCCCAGCCACGACCCCCAGUGGUACCCCAGCGACUCAUCUGACUCCACACUGGGAUGCCUCCUCUCCAGCAUGGUGUCUCCUGAUAAGGGCAAGCGGACCACCCUAACCCCCUCUGGCCCCUCCAGCGGCACGGCCUUGCUUGGUCCAAGCCUCCUGGACUGCAACUCCCAUGACUCCUUUCAGUCCCGUGGCCUUCCUGAUGUGGCAGAAAUGGAUUCUCAGCUUGCUUGUAUGAUGAGUGAGAGCAGCGUGGACUACAUCGCUCGCUUCAAUGACCUGGCUCAGGAGCUGGCUGUGACCGAGCCCUCCAUCCCUCCGCCAUGAGGUCGAGAGGACCUGGUUUCAGCGACCCACGGCCACCUGGAGGACAUGAGUUUGCUCUGUCUAGACUGCCGCCACACCGUCCCUUCUGCUCAGGAGAAAAGACGGCUGUGGAGGACGACAGAUCCCCCCCCCAUCCAAAAGCCAUCCCUGCCCUGUUUGUAAAAGUGCAAUAAUACCAGUGAACCUUGACCAUUGUUCAAAGCGAGUUCGAAACUUGUUGGUUUCACUGAACUGUUCUUUAAGUUGAAAUGCCCUUUAAAAACAAACACUUUAGAAAAACAGAUGCGUUUACAAAACACAACCUCAUGUACAGGAAAAUACUAUGCCAUAUCUGAACAAAAUAUUUUCACUGAUCUUUUAUGUCUCUUCCUGCUCUUUGUGUGUUUGUCCGUCUUCUACUCUCUCAGAUUAACCCCACAAAAUGUGUAAAUCCGCCAAAAUGUGCAGCUGGUGGCAAACGGCUGCUGGAGGGUGGUGUUUAAAAGUAAUGGCAGUGAGAAGGAGGUUGAAUGUGAUGCGAUACAUGUUUCUGUUCAGCUGUUAUUGCGUCCUCAGUUGCAGAAGUAGAGCACGACACAGCAGGGCAGGUAGAAGUGAAAUCCUUUUUGAUACUGCCCUCCAUUUCACCUGCUCUCGAAUCAGUUCAGGUUUUAUUGGUUGUGUUUAAGGAACACAGCCUGCCAUGUUUGUUUGGAAUCAGGUUUGUCAUUUCUUACUGUCAGAUGUCACAUACAAAAAUGGCAGCUUUUUUUUUUUAAUUCUCCUUCAUUUGGUGGUAGCUCUGCAGAUGUAAUCAUCUGCAGCUAUGACCUCUGAAGUGUGUGCUGAAAUCACAUUGGAAUUGAAUCCAUUGCCAGUCUCUUCAUGCUGGUUUCAUCAUUUUUAACACUUUGAAAUGAUAAUACUGAUUUAUCAACAUUUCAUUAUUUUAAAUAACCUGUCACAGUAGUUGGGAGUUUUUUCACUCAGCUUCUGUGACAAAUAACUUUACUCAUGCUUAUAUCUUGCAGUCCUCAUUAGUUCAAACAAAGAGGCAAGUUGAGCUGUUUUCAGUCAAGGUCUUAAAGGGCGACUUUGGUAUUUUUCAAUCUGGUCCCUAUUUUUCCAUGUUCUUGAAAAAAAAACGUUCUUGGCAUGUUUACGUCAACUAAAAGUCCUCUUUUUUGCCACUGACAGGCUCUGAUUGUUAUUCUAAAUGACUGACAACAUUAUGGAAAUGAUCCCUACAGAGAUAAAUCACAGAAAGAUCCUAAAAUUGCUAUCACCAAGGCCACCAGAAUCUACAUAAAAAAGACUCAUUUUAGUGUGAAUAGAGUCAGCAUUAUUUUCAUAUCUAACUGGGUGAAUUAAGGGUUUAUUUCAACCAAUUGUUAAAACAAUGGAAAGAUAAACCAAUGCAGCUUUUGUGAGUUUCAUUUUUGUUUCUGUUGACUUUGACUGAAGUGUGUUUUACAAUGAUAACAUUAUUGUUUAUUUAAACGGAGUCUGGUGAAUUUGGAGCAGUGAUUUCAGGGCUGUGUUUGGUUAUUAAAAAAAAAAAAAGGUCUAUCUCUGUAGGGAUCAUUUCCAUUAUGUCGCCAGACGCUUAGAAUAACAAUCAGUGUCGGUGGCAAAAACGAGUACAUUUAACAGAUGUACAUUGAAUAUGCUGAUAUGCUCCGAGUGGUUCGAUACAUUGCAGCCUGCAUCGCAUCGCCACUGCCGGCGAUUUGUUAGAUGUUUCUGGAAGAUAAAAAGGUUCUUACCUUUCAUCAAAAAUGUCUUUCUCUGUGGGGAUCAUCUCCAUGAUGUGAGACACUGAGAACAACAAUCAGAGCCUGUCAGCAGAAGAAACAAGCACGAUGUAAACUGACAGCUAACAAAUGGUUAAAUUGCAGCCUUUUUCCCAUGUCGCCCUCUCGCUCAAUACUGGACCAAUUUCAAAACCUGUCUCCAUUACUCAUUUAGACACAAAAACGUGGAAAAAUGGGGUCUAGGUUGAAAAAUACCAGUGUUACCCUUUAACACACAGACCUAAUGCAACCAUCCACAUAAUUCACUAACAGACUGAAAUGACAAAUGCCUGCGUACCAAGUUCAAAUUCCCAGUAGUGCUACACUCCCAUUUCCACAUGAGCAAACAGUCAGAAGUAUCUAAUGAAAUCAAACACUAAAAGCCAUAGUUGACACUCUUAUUUUAAGUUAUGUGUCAUUCUUAAAUCACUAGUAGAACCUUCUGAUUGGUUGUGCUCAAAACAUAAACUCGCCAUUGACUUACAGGAUGCUAAAAAAACACUAUGGCUAUAAUGCCGACGUGAUUUGGUUUCUUAACAUCCUUUAACGUCAGCCCACUCUCCAUGUGGUGAAGGUAAAGGUAAAUGUGCUUUCUCUUACCUUUCCCAUGUAGUUUCACCGCUGCGAUGGACUGUCGUUCCCGGCAGAUACAAAUUCACCACAUGAAGUCCAGACUGAUUACAUCCAGAUUUACUACCAAUUUCAAUUAACCAGCAUCAUCAAUAUGCAGUAUUGUGAUCAUUUUGUCUCAUCAACAUGUUUAACUUUAUCUGAGCGUGUACUGUCGGAGAGCUCGUUGUCAUUCCACAAAUGGGAUUUGAAAAUGUUUGUCUCCUUCAAGCACCUUGAGAGCUUCGACUCUGCAAAGUAAAAGCUCUUGUGAUGUUUAUUCAUUUGUGAAAAGGCCUCAUCUUCUCACACUAGACACAAUGAAGAUGAUGCUUUAUAAUGAAUAAACGGCAGGUUUGUGUUUGAAUCUGGCUUAUUAUAUUUUUUUUUGUUGAAGGAUUUAUUUGUACAAAUGUCAAUUCCAGUAUUCACUGCGCUUUUGUAACAUAAAUUGUUAUUUGGACUAUUUAUUGUUAACAUUUC
This is a messenger RNA of Plectropomus leopardus (leopard coralgrouper), 6485 nucleotides long. It is a transcript of the gene cramp1, whose product is annotated as cramped chromatin regulator 1. Gene Ontology annotation, biological process: pattern specification process. Gene Ontology annotation, molecular function: chromatin binding. The record is from RefSeq and is a predicted model, not a curated record. Gene Ontology annotation, cellular component: nucleus. Lineage: Eukaryota; Metazoa; Chordata; Actinopteri; Perciformes; Serranidae.